AGCGGCGAUUGUGCCGUUCAUGUCUAAAUGAUGACAGGCGAUAUGGCCAAUACGAAAAUCUGAUGAUUGUCAAGGUUCACCUCAGAACUGAUAAAAGUGUAUAAUUUAUAAAUUGAACCUUGAUAUCAUCUACACCAAAGACAAACAAAUGCAGACAUAGAUGCAUACGCCGAUUUUCAGAAUCACUACUCGAACUGCAUUUGUUGUUACCUCGGGGUAAUCGACCCAUACUCUUUUAGCCAAAAAUGAAAAUCUUAAUUGCUUCACAGAAUGUUCCACCGCAUAGAGAGGACUUGGGACAUAUAAUUUCCGACCAAAUGAAGGCGAGCUAGUACGAUGACCAUUCGGAAGCCAUCUGAGCAUAAUAUUGCAGCAACUGAUACAAACUUCACCACAAGAUGCCUUCAAGUCCCGGUUCAAUCUCACCCGCGGGACUCGAUGGCAGCCACACUCCUCAUCGGAAUCCGAUGGUGAUCUCCUUGGUCGUGUUCACAUGCGCCGUCUUCCUCCUCUUCAGCUACUACUCGAUCUUGAAACAGUUUCUCUGCGCCUUUCGUCUCCCCACCUUCUCAAGAAACCGGGCCCCAAGGCGGCAGCUCCUGAACGAUGCCAACCCGGACGACCCAUCCCUCCAGUUCCACAGCCACGGCUUGGACUCCUUCACCAUGCACAACCUGCCAAUCACGCGGUUCUGCAAGAAGGAAGCGGAGAUGAGGAAGCGGAGCGUCCGCGCCGAGUGCGCGGUUUGCUUGGGAGAGUUCGAGGAAGGGGACUGGUUGAAGCACUUGCCGGACUGCGCUCACUCGUUCCACGUUGCUUGCAUCGACACCUGGUUUCAGCUCCACUCUAGCUGUCCGCUGUGCAGGGCUCAAGUGGCGUGCCAUUCGCACGUCCAAAGUGAGAGCGUCGUGUCUGUGCGGAAUCUGAUAAGGACGCUCGACAGAGAAGACUUCGUCAAUGAGAGGGCAAGCCAAAGCCAUUACCAGAGCCUGAGGUCUCAGAUCCUACAGAACUCGGCAAUGGCGAGGGGCGCACUGGUGAACCCAACUCCUGAAAAUGUAUAGAACGUGAUCAGAGAGGCAAACCUUCAAGCUGUAGAAGAAACAGACAGCGGUGGGAUUUGAUCAGAGAGAUGAAGGAUGGGACAACUUUUGAGAUUGAUCAGAAAGUGUAACAUCCAAAAUGU
Molecule: messenger RNA, 1186 nt
Organism: Syzygium oleosum
Lineage: Eukaryota; Viridiplantae; Streptophyta; Magnoliopsida; Myrtales; Myrtaceae
Product: RING-H2 finger protein ATL66-like
Exons: 1
Coding region: 399-1064 (221 amino acids)
Biological process (GO): protein ubiquitination
Molecular function (GO): transferase activity
Source: RefSeq, a predicted model, not a curated record